ACAAGUACAGUUAUCCUGACCUAUGCCUACAGUCAUACUGACCUACUCUAACAGUCACACUGACCUACAUCUACAAUCAUAUUGACCGACAACUGUAGUCACACUGACCUAAAGCUACAGUCAUACUGGCCUAAAAAUAGUCAUAUUUACAUAAAACUAUAGUUAUCCUGACCUACACCUACAGUCAUACUCACCUACAAUUACAGUCAUACUUACCUACAGCUAGAGUUAUAGUGACCUACAUCUACAGUCACAUUGACCUAAAACUACAGUUAUCCUGACCUACACCUACAGUCAUACUGACCUACAACUACAGUCACACUUACCUACGGCUAGAGUUAUACUGACCUAUAUCUACAGUCACAUUGACCUAAAACUACAGUUAUCCUGACCUAAAACUGCAGUUAUAUUUCUACGAUAGUAGUGUCAGUAGGGUGCUAAAUAUUUUGAUAGGUUGUGGUACAUUAGGAAUAAUGUCAAAGGGUUGUGUCGAGCUAGUACUGGUGUGGGUACAUGUUUACAUUUCUAGGAAUUAAUACUACUGUAACAGCUUCUGUCCUUUACCACAGAUUUUGAACAUGAACCCUCGUUACAUCCUGUACACCAACCUGGUCAUCAACGACAUCAUUCUCCUGACCAUGUUCACCCUCAUCCAGCUCCUGAGUUACAUCGUCUUCACCCUCAACGUCUCCCUCUGCAUCGCUUUGAUUCUUGUCGCCGUGGCCUCCAGCAUCAACAGUCCUCUCACACUUGCUCUUAUGGCAAUUGAGUGUUACAUCGCUGUAUGCUUCCCACUCAGACACACACAGGUGUGCACAGUCAGAAAAACCUACGCUGCCAUCGGCACCAUCUGGUUGCUUAGUGCCCUUUACAUCCUAUCAGAUUUAUUUGCUGCUUUGGCUUCAGAAUCCCCUGAAUUCUUUCAAUCCAACCUCUUCUGCUUCGCAGAUGCGGUUUUUAGGCAACCGUACCGCAAAAAGAAGAUAGAAAUAUCCAACAUCGUUCUAAUGGUCCUGGUCUGGCUCAUUCUGUUCUACACCUACUUCAAGAUCCUCAGUGCUGCUAGAGCUGCGGCUCAUGAUGCUAAAAAAGCCAGGAACACUGUUCUCCUGCACGGCUUCCAGCUGCUGCUGUGUAUGCUCACCUAUGUUUAUUACGUCAUCGUCAAAGGCCUGUUAAUGCUGUUCCCUAGAGGAAUCCGAGACAUUCGAUUCAGUGUCACCAUAUUGGUUCACGUUCUUCCUCGACUCAUCAGUCCAGUCAUCUACGGGCUGCGAGACAAGACUUUCAGGAAGUACCUGAAAACUCAUCUUUUCUGUACAACAAACACUGAGACUCGCCCACAGAAGACGACCUGA
Molecule: messenger RNA, 1358 nt
Organism: Cynoglossus semilaevis (tongue sole)
Lineage: Eukaryota; Metazoa; Chordata; Actinopteri; Pleuronectiformes; Cynoglossidae
Product: olfactory receptor 1493-like
Exons: 1
Coding region: 579-1358 (259 amino acids)
Biological process (GO): detection of chemical stimulus involved in sensory perception of smell; G protein-coupled receptor signaling pathway
Cellular component (GO): membrane
Molecular function (GO): olfactory receptor activity; G protein-coupled receptor activity; odorant binding
Source: RefSeq, a predicted model, not a curated record